Bactrocera dorsalis (oriental fruit fly) is the source of this 1214-nucleotide messenger RNA. RefSeq lists its product as uncharacterized. The transcript is spliced from 3 exons. The record is from RefSeq and is a predicted model, not a curated record. Lineage: Eukaryota; Metazoa; Arthropoda; Insecta; Diptera; Tephritidae. Bases 207 to 569 code for a protein of 120 amino acids.
CAGUUGCAAGCGCUGCAGAUAAUCAUUGGUGACAAAAGGCGAAACUGAAAAUGAUGUUCUGCUAACGCGGAUACUAAGAAUAUUAUGAAGACGCUCUUGACGCUGGAAGCUAAAUAGUGAAAUUUGUAAAGUAAUCGAAAAAGAAAGUGCAAUAAGAAUUCAACAAAUCAAAAACCGCAAAUUUUUUAAAGAAAAAAUAGAAAAAUAUGCCGUUCGCGACCCGCUUGCUGUUCUUACUCUCCGCCUGCAUACUAAAUGUGGUCUUACAACACGUAGCGGUCAACGCUGACACAAAAGUGCUAAACACACUGAGCUUAAAUCAGCCGGGCUACAGCAGCCGUCAUGAGGUUAUCACACUCGAGAAUGCCGGCACCGCUGAUGAGGAGCUGGUGGUUAGAGGCAAUUAUACCGUUGAACUCGGCCCACCGAACAAGGACGGUCUCAUAUUUUUGGCUAUCACAGAGUAUACUGCCGAUAAGAAUGGUUAUCACGUGCAUUAUCAUAUCGAGGCGCGACCGCUAUUGGAAACGCGGUUGAGUGGGAGUCUGUUAAUGACUGCAGCGGGCUAGAGAGCCAAAUGUUGUCGAAAGUGAAAUUAUAAAUUCAAAUGAAAUUAAUUAUUGAGUAUUAUUUUAUAUAUACUAUAUGCUUAAUUGUGGUUAUACAUAUGUAUAUAUUUGUUAUUGUUUAUAUUCAAAUUUCCUUUAUUAUAAAUUCGCUUAAAACAAGUUAAGAGCUUAAAUUAAUUCUAAAGAACAUAAAUUCAUUUUAUAUAUGGAAAAAAUGAGUUUUACAACUUUUAGUGGAGUUUAACACAUCGACAACGAGGCUUGCUUAUAUUGACCGGAAAAAUAUUUUCAUGAGAUUAUUUUGACUUAGGUCUUCUAUUUGCCUUGGUUUGAAAAAAAAACCAUAGCAACCUUAAAUGAAAAAAAUUUGCUACAAACUGUCUCUUUAUUGAGUGAGAAGAAAUAUAUAUCGCCACCUUAAAUCCAAAACAACGCAUCAUCAAAAAUAUCGAAAAUGAGUUUUUAUUGCUUAUGAUUGUCUACAUUAUAGUACAUAUCUGUAGCAAAAUAAUUUCAGCUUCAACUGACAGAUAUAACCAAUAUAUAACCAAUAUAUAGCCAAUGUAUAACCAUUCCAUAACCAAAACUCAAAUUUUGUUUGAAUAUGAGUGGCGUCUAUUAUAUCAUCUUUCCUUUGCCUGUAAA